CCCCAUAUUCUUGAGGUUAUCAAAACCUAUCAUAAUAUCUUUGCUCCUCCCUUAUCAUCUGUAUACGUGCGUAUCCAACAGUCAAGAUGUCAUUUUCAAGCCUAGUCUCGCCAGGUCCCUACCAUAUUAUCAGCUAUGGCACCUUACUUGGGACAACAUUCUUCCAUUCGUUCGUGGGCGGCAUCAUUGCCUUCCAGGUCCUUCCCCGCCCGCAAUUCUCCGCGCUCAUGACCAAGAUCUUCCCCGUCUACUUCUCCAUCCAAACCGCCAUCCCCGUCGUUCUUGCCCUGACCUACCCCGCGGCUACCUCCGCAUUCGGAUCCUCUGGAGCAGCUGGGAUCGCCGGCGUUCUGGACCCGGAUAAUAGGUGGUCUGUUCUGGCCCCCAUUGCUACCAUCUUCUUUACCGGCCUGGCCAACCUUGCUGUGAUUGGGCCCGCUACUACCAAGUGUAUGAAGGAGAGGAGGCAUCAGGAAACCAAGGACGGCAAGAAGAGCUAUGAUGCUCCCCCACACUCUCAGGAGAUGACUGCGCUGAACAAGCGCUUCUCCCAGCUCCACGGCAUUUCAUCGCUCCUUAACUUGGGCAACUUCAUCGCUACUGUCGUGUAUGGCUUCACAUUGGCUUCACGUCUUGACUAG
Neurospora tetrasperma FGSC 2508 is the source of this 641-nucleotide messenger RNA. RefSeq lists its product as uncharacterized. The record is from RefSeq and is a predicted model, not a curated record. The coding region runs from base 87 to 641 and encodes 184 amino acids. The transcript is spliced from 4 exons. NCBI's taxonomy places the organism in Eukaryota, Fungi, Ascomycota, Sordariomycetes, Sordariales, Sordariaceae.